Sciurus carolinensis (gray squirrel) is the source of this 3584-nucleotide messenger RNA. RefSeq names its product GNAS complex locus (gene Gnas). Gene Ontology annotation, cellular component: heterotrimeric G-protein complex. The transcript has 13 exons. The coding region runs from base 1 to 3294 and encodes 1097 amino acids. Gene Ontology annotation, molecular function: insulin-like growth factor receptor binding; GTPase activity; D1 dopamine receptor binding. NCBI's taxonomy places the organism in Eukaryota, Metazoa, Chordata, Mammalia, Rodentia, Sciuridae. Gene Ontology annotation, biological process: sensory perception of chemical stimulus; adenylate cyclase-activating dopamine receptor signaling pathway. The record is from RefSeq and is a predicted model, not a curated record.
AUGGGCAUGCGCAACCGCCUCGACGGCAAUAAUAUGUCAGGACAACGCAAUAUCCCCCCUGAAAUCGGGGAACAGCCCGAGCAACCACCCUUGGAGGCCCCAGGGGCAGCUGCCCCCAGUGUUGGGCCUAGCCCAGCCGAAGAGAUGGAGACCCAACCGCCUCACAAUGAGCCCAUCCCCAUCGAGAGUGACAACGAGGCCAGCGGACCCCCAGAAGUCUCCAGGCCCAACUUCCAGGGCCUCAACCAGACCUUCGAGGAAGCCAGAGCCAGUGGAGGCUACAGCCCACCUCCUGAGGAAGCCAUGCCCUUCGAGGUCGAGCAGCCCAGCUUGGGAGGUUUCUGGCCUACCCAGGAGCAGCCUGGGUUCCCCACUGGGCCCCCUGCAGGCCUCGAGGCCUUGGGCCCAGCGUUCAUGGAGCCCGGAACCUUCAGUGGUGAGAGACCAGGCCUGGGAGGCUACAGUCCUCCACCAGAAGAAGCUAUGCCCUUUGAGUUUGACCAGCCUACCCAGGGAGGCCGCAGCCAACCUCUCUUGCAGGUCCCCGACCUUGCUCCAGGAGGCCCGGGUGCAGGGGUCCCUGGAGCUCCUCCCGAGGAGCCCAGAGUCCUCCAGCCUGCAAAUGCUGGCUUCAGAGGAGGCUAUAGCCCUCCCCCUGAGGAGGCUAUGCCAUUUGAGCUUGAUGGAGAAGCAUUUGGGGAUGACAGCCCACCUCCCGGGCUCCCCCGAGUUAUCCCACAAGUCGUCGGUGGCAGCCAGUUCACGGCAGUCGCGGUCCCGAGUGCGGUCCGCCUCGCUCCCGCCGCAAACGCGCCACCCUUCUGGGUCCCAGGCGCCAUCGGCAGCCCAUCUGGAGAAGCUGUCAGACCUGCUCCUAACUUCGCGGUCGACAGCCCCCCGAUGGAGAUCUCCAGACCCCCUCUCAAGAUUGGCAGCGCCCCCAUUGGGGUCGACGACGCUCCCGUCAACAUGGACAGCCCCCCAAUCGCGAAUGACGGCCCGCCCAUCGAGGUCUCCGGAGCCCCAGAUAAGAGAGAGCGAGCAGAGAGACCCCCAGUUGAGGGAGAAGCAGCCGAGAUGGAAGGAGGCUCAGCUACCGCUGCUGCGGAGGAAGGAAAAGUCCCCUCUCCGGGGGACGGAUCCCCUGCCGCCCCAGCCGAUCCUGACUCCGGGGCAGCCCCUGCCGCCCCAGCCGAUCCUGACACCCAGGCAGCCCCUGCCGCCCCAGCCGAUCCUGACGCCGGGGGAGUCCCUGCCGCCCCAGAAGAUCCUGAUGCCGGGGCAGACCCUGCCGCCCCAGCCGAUCCUGACACCGGGGCAGCCCCUGCCGCUCCAGCCGAUGCUGACACCGCCCAGGGAGCCCCAGCCGAUCCAGAUGCCAGGGGAGCCCCUGCCGCCCCAACCGAUCCAGACGCUGGGGCAGCUCAUGCCUCCCCAGCCGAUACCGAUGCCGCCCAGGGAGCCCCAGCCGAUCCAGAUGUCGGGGGAGCCCCUGCCGCCCCAGCCGAUCCAGACCCCGGGGCAGCUUCUGCCGCCCCAGCCGAUCCAGACGCCGGGGCAGCCCCUGCCGCCCCAGCCGAUCCAGACGCCGGGGCAGCUUCUGCCGCCCCAGCCGAUUCUGAUGCCGGGGGAGUCCCUGCUGCCCCAGCCGAUCCAGCCCCCAGGGCAGCCCCUGCAGCCCCUGUCGCUCCUGCCACCCGGGCAGCCCCUGCCGCCCGGGCAGCCCCUGUCGCCCCUGCCUCAGGGGCCAGACGCAAGCUCCAUCUCCUUAGACCCCCCAGCCCCGAGAUCCAGGCUGCUGACCCGCCUACUCCGCGGCCUACUCGGGCGUCUGCCUGGCGGGGUAGGGCUGAGCGUGGCCGCGGCCGCCGCAGGUACGAGGAGGAGGGGUCCGCCAGCGACGACGAUUCCUCCAGUGAUGAGUCCGAAGAUGGGACCACCGGCUGCUUCCAGUGGUUCCAGCGGCGAAAUCGCCGUCGCCGAAAGCCCCGGCGCAACUUACUCCGCAACUUCCUCAUGCAAGCCUUCGGGGGCUGCUUCGGUCGUUCUGAGAGUCCCCAGCCCAAAGCCACGAGCCCCACCAAGGUCAAGAAGGUAUCUCUGGCGGAGAAGCGCAGACAGAUGCGCAAAGAAGCCAUUGAGAUGCGCGCCCAGAAGCGCGCAGCGAAGAAACGCAGCAAGCUCAUCGACAAGCAACUUCAGGACGAAAAGAUGGGUUACAUGUGUACGCACCGCCUGCUGCUUCUAGGUGCUGGAGAAUCUGGUAAAAGCACCAUUGUGAAGCAAAUGAGGAUCCUGCAUGUUAAUGGGUUUAAUGGAGAGGGCGGCGAAGAGGACCCGCAGGCUGCAAGGAGCAACAGCGAUGGUGAGAAGGCCACGAAGGUGCAGGACAUCAAAAACAACCUGAAGGAGGCCAUUGAAACCAUCGUGGCUGCCAUGAGCAACCUGGUGCCCCCUGUGGAGCUGGCCAACCCUGAGAACCAGUUCAGAGUGGACUACAUUCUGAGCGUGAUGAACGUGCCUGACUUUGACUUCCCACCUGAAUUCUACGAGCAUGCCAAGGCUCUGUGGGAGGACGAGGGAGUGCGUGCCUGCUACGAGCGCUCCAACGAGUACCAGCUGAUCGACUGUGCCCAGUACUUCCUGGACAAGAUUGAUGUCAUCAAGCAGGCCGACUAUGUGCCAAGCGACCAGGACCUGCUUCGCUGCCGCGUCCUGACCUCUGGAAUCUUUGAGACCAAGUUCCAGGUGGACAAAGUCAACUUCCACAUGUUCGAUGUGGGCGGCCAGCGGGAUGAACGCCGCAAGUGGAUCCAAUGCUUCAAUGAUGUGACUGCCAUUAUCUUCGUGGUGGCCAGCAGCAGCUACAACAUGGUCAUCCGGGAGGACAACCAGACCAACCGCCUGCAGGAGGCUCUGAACCUCUUCAAGAGCAUCUGGAACAACAGAUGGCUGCGCACCAUCUCUGUGAUUCUGUUCCUCAACAAGCAAGAUCUGCUCGCUGAGAAAGUCCUUGCUGGGAAAUCGAAGAUUGAGGACUACUUUCCAGAAUUUGCUCGCUACACUACUCCUGAGGAUGCCACUCCCGAGCCCGGAGAGGACCCCCGCGUGACCCGGGCCAAGUACUUCAUCCGAGAUGAGUUUCUGAGAAUCAGCACUGCUAGUGGAGAUGGGCGCCACUACUGCUACCCUCACUUCACCUGCGCUGUGGACACUGAGAACAUCCGCCGUGUGUUCAACGACUGCCGCGACAUCAUCCAGCGCAUGCAUCUUCGUCAGUACGAGCUGCUCUAAAGAGGGAACCCCCAAAUUUAAUUAAAGCCUUAAGCACAAUUAAUUAAAAGUGAAACGUAAUUGUACAAGCAGUUAAUCACCCACCAUAGGGCAUGAUUAACAAAGCAACCUUUCCUUUCCCCCGAGUGAUUUUGCGAAACCCCCUUUUCCCUUCAGCUUGCUUAGAUGUUCCAAAUUUAGAAAGCUUAAGGCGGCCUACAGAAAAAGAAAAAGAAAAAAAGAAAAAGGCCACAAAAGUUCCCUCUCUCUUUCAGUAAAUAAAAUAACAGCAGCAAACAGAAAUAAAGAAA